AUGAGCUUGUUCCCAACUCUGCUGCGCUGCCCCCUUGUUGUGCGUGGGAUGAAGAGGAAAGGCACAUGGGGAGGGGGAGAAAAGGCUCAUGGGGAGGGAUUGGAGAGGUACAUGGGGAGGGAUUGGAGAGGUACAUGGGGAGGGAUUGGAGAGGCACAUGGGGAGGGAUUGGAGAGGUACAUGGGGAGGGAUUGGAGAGGUACAUGGGGAGGGAUUGGAGAGGUACAUGGGGAGGGAUUGGAGAGGGCGGAGGGAGGGGAGAAGCAGGGAGGAGGGAGGGGGGAAGCAGGGGGAAGGGAGGGGGGAAGCAGGGAGGAGGGAGGGGGGAAGCUGGGAGGAGGGAGGGGGGAAGCAGGUGAGGCAAACCACAAUAGAUUGGGCGGUAAACCCGCUCUCACCUCUGGCUCUCACCCUCUGCCCUUCCCCCUCCCUCCCCCUCCAUCCUUCCCAUUCUGUCUCUCCCUCUCGUCCCUUCGCCCUCUGUCUAUCCACCUGUGUCCUUCCCCCUCUGUCUCUCCCCCUCUGCCCUCCCCCCUGUUCCUCCCCCUCUGUCUCUCCCCCUUUGUCCUUCCCCCUCUCCCCCUUGUCCUUAUCCUUCUGACCUUCCCAUCUCCCCAGCCCGUUCCCUUCCUGUCCACCGCCCAUCAAUCAAGCUUUCAAUGUGACACCAUCCCCCCCUCAGCUGGUCAUCCCCCUCUGUCCCUCCUGCUCUGCCCAUCACAUCAGUAG
This is a messenger RNA of Closterium sp. Naga37s-1, 729 nucleotides long. NCBI's taxonomy places the organism in Eukaryota, Viridiplantae, Streptophyta, Zygnematophyceae, Desmidiales, Closteriaceae. The record is from the annotation of a GenBank genome assembly.